This is a messenger RNA of Exophiala viscosa, 1968 nucleotides long. Its product is annotated as retrograde regulation protein 2. The record is from RefSeq and is a predicted model, not a curated record. Bases 267 to 1724 code for a protein of 485 amino acids. Gene Ontology annotation, biological process: transmembrane transport. Gene Ontology annotation, cellular component: membrane. Lineage: Eukaryota; Fungi; Ascomycota; Eurotiomycetes; Chaetothyriales; Herpotrichiellaceae. Gene Ontology annotation, molecular function: transmembrane transporter activity. The transcript is spliced from 4 exons.
AGCAUCCACAUCAUUCAAAUUACAAGCCUGAGGCCGGUGAAUGAGUUGAGAUGCACCGUCGAAAAGAAAUUACGGGUAUACCAAUGUCCUCCUGUCUGCUGAUAGCCUGUAAGCGGGCAUUACGGAGCGGGAACCGACCGACUGCCUAUGCCGCUGCGGUGUACUGGUUGUUCUUAUAAAGAUGACUUCACCUGUCUCAUCUCUCCUCUUUCCAGGGUGACAAUAUUUCCACCAGACCCAAACACCGCACCAGACUAGCCGCGACCAUGGAAAAGCCAUCGCCGCCCACUGAGCACCUCGAAACGAAGGGCCUUGAGAUUCCCUUAGACGCCUCUCCUCCGUCGAGUAUCGACAAUGACCAAGACCUUGUACAACGCAACAAGAAGCUCAACCGGAGGAUCGACCUUCGCAUCCUCCCACUAUGUUGCUGGGUCUAUCUCCUCAACUUCCUCGAUCGAGGCAACAUUGGCAACUCGAAAGUCCUCAACUCCGAGACAGGCGACGACCUACUCCAGCAGACAGGCAUGACAGCCAGUGACUAUGCCAUCACAGUAACCUUGUUCUCUCUGGCGUACGCUCUGUUUGAAGUGCCCUCGAACUGGGUCAUGAAGCACUACGUUCGUCCUUCAAUGUGGUUGGCAUUUCUCCUUUUGGCAUGGGGUGCAUUGACAAUUGGCUUCGCGGGCGUGCACAACUAUGCCACUGUCCUUGGCCUGCGGUUCCUGAUCGGAGUGUUUGAGGCGGGGUUCUUCCCUGGUAUCGUGUACUUCAUCACUAUCUGGUAUCGCUUCAACGAACGUGCCCUACGAAUCGCCCUUGUGGUGGCCUUCUGCAACCUUGCCGGAGCUUUUGGUGGUUCCAUUGCCUACGGUGUCGGACACAUCAAUGGUGCUGGGGGAUUACAAGGCUUCAGAUGGCUCUUCAUCAUUGAGGGCAUCAUCACGAUCGUCAGCGCCUUCGUACUCUUCUGCUUUCUACCCGACUACCCCGCUCGAGCUCGCUGGUUAUCCCCCGAGGACAAACGCUUCGCAGAAGACCGUCUUGUCGAACGAGGUGGUGGCUACAACAGAUCUCAUGCUUCUCGACGAGAGAUAUUGGAGACAUUCUUCAACCCACGUAUGCUUGCACAUUAUAUUGCCUAUAUCGCCGACGUUGUCCCGCAGGGCUCCUUUACUUUCUUCACCCCGACCAUCGUCAAAGGCCUCGGCUACACCUCGAUCCAAGCCCAACUACUCACCGUCCCGCCAUGGUGCGUAGGUUUCGUCUGCGCAAUCACCAUAUCCUAUAUUGCUGAUCGCUUCAAUGCUCGAGGUUGGACCGUCACAAUUGCCUCACUUGUUGGUGGUACAGGAUGGCUAGCAGCCGGACUGCUUCCACACGAUGCCUACGUCAAGCGUUAUGGCUGUCUGUGUCUGGCGGCGUGCGGUGCUUUUCCGGCUGCGCCGUCAAUGACGAACUGGGUGACUUGCAAUACGCCGAGUUUGUUGACCAUCCCAUUUGCCAUUGCUCUGCAUAACUCUUGUGCGGGUAUCGGGCAAAUUAUCGCUCAGUGGAUCUGGGAGGCUGAUGAAGCGGCCAGUGGCUAUCCUACCGGGAAUUUCACCUGUGCAGGCUGCAGUUUCUUUGUGGCUGCCAUUAUGAUAGGGCUGAGGCUUUGGUAUGGCAGCAUGAAUGCGCGAGGAACAACGGAUGCGACUGGCCAGAGCAGAGUUUGGGCUUAUUGAUUGGCACUUCACAACCAGGACGCCGUCACCCAAAAGACCCUUGUCGCGACAAGAUUUGUCUUUUCUCCUGCUUUACAAUCCGCCAUAUAGUGGUAGUGAAUGACCGGUCAACCAUGAUGAUGACAAGGCAGCAAGUCGUGCCUUCCACCAACUACCUAGGUAGCGUCUUCUUGCCCACUGAAGCAAGGUUGACUGACAGGUAUCUUUAUUUCUGGUUGAACGGGGAAUUCACAGCACAAUGACC